GUCUCUUCGCUUCGGUUGUGCUUGCGUGUCGUGACAUUGCUGGUGUUAGUAACUAGCUGAACGUACUGACAGUUUGUGGAUAUUGCCGAGGAAUCCGUGAAGCAGCUGAGUUUUAAAGGUAGCUGGGGCUUCUUUCUGUCCUUGGAGGACUCGCAGCUCGCUUUCGUCACCCAGGAAACCAAGGCUUGUCUUGACUCUGGCUGUAAACUGCGAUUUCAUCGGCUCAAGAAUGCCACUUAGAGAACUUGCCACAGUUGUCGCCCUUUUGGUAGGCCUGACGUCACUGCGGGGCGCGUCGGCUGUGGGACUUUGCACGCCCUCUCCUGAGGCGACCGACAUUGCCGACCGCGCGACCUGUCCCUUCAAGAUGUCCAUGGACGUGGACCCUUCUAGGAUCCCUUCCGAGUUGCCAGUGACCAAGUGCAACUGCCCGGACAGUCUGUGUAGUGACAAGGGUGACUACCGCUGUCAAGAGGUGAAGAGUACGUUUAAAGUGGCCUACCGAGGCGCGUCGUCAGAGUUGACCAACAAGACGCUGGAACUGACCACGGCCUGCGUCUGCGUCGUCAACAGGUCGGCCGGAGCAGUGUGGGGCGGCCAGAGAACCACAGGUGGUGAUCCCCAUAAGCCGGCGAAGUUCUAGUCGCGUUCGUUUAUGUCGGGAAUUUCUUGCGGCAUCGAAGUGCGCAUGUGUGACUCGUGAGUUGGCGUCACUAUGACGAAUUGCCGCCGUCCCUACUGAAACGUUCCGUAUGCCAGUCCAAUAAUUCCGUAUGUUUCCGCAAGAAUCUUACGGAAAUAUGUGGAGAACGUAUGGAAAAUAUACGGAAAACAUAUGGAUUCCUUAUGAAAACAUAUGGAAUUAUUGGACUGGCAUAUGGAACGUUUCAGUAGGGGUGCAUGGUCCUGUGGUCCUUAAUCUGACGGAUAGCGUAUACCGUGCCCGCUUUAUUAAUGGCAUAACCCUGUACUUGUAUUCGAAGCAUUGCCGACAACAUGGGGCCGGACGGAAGUAUGUUGUUUGUGCUUUUCUUGGCUGUCUCAUUUUACGUCUUCUACCGCCAAUUCUUUUUGCUUACUUUUGUAUUAUUCUUCCUUGUGAUCAGAGAAAGCGGCUAUUCGUACAACGUUGGCCUUUCUGCGAUCACACUAUUUGUCACUUCUUUUGUGAGCGCCGUGCACUACAACAGGAUAGAAACGUAGAAACGUAGAACGACUUGAGUAGCAUCAAGCAAGUUUUGUGCUGUGUGAGAUACCAGAUGCGGCUACGGUUUAUCGUCCCAACAACGCGUGGUUUAUCUUUCAUUGGCUUUAUCUGAUCACGUGUGAAAGAAGUCGGGGCGCAUUGCACAAUGUAAUGUCUAUGAUCGUAAGGCACGGGCAUGUGUCUUCGUCCGACUGUUCUACAUCUUCUCGUUGUUGUGGUUAGGUGGGAGGCAAUGCAUCUUCUUUUUUUUUGGAGAACAAGGCCGAGGUUUUAAUGGCGGGGCCCGAGCAAAUGGUGUUUACAAAACGCGAUACGACAGCUUUCGCAUUUUCAAUUCAUAGAGCCUUGGACUUCAAUCAAUAAUCUAGAGUCUUCUAAAAAAUUACAGCAUCUCCCCAGCUAAACACGCCGCUGAAUUUGUAUCGCUCUCUGAUUGUUCAAAUUACAUUAUGCUUCCUUGGAAAUAAAGUGCAUGUUGUUAUUU
Rhipicephalus sanguineus (brown dog tick) is the source of this 1691-nucleotide messenger RNA. RefSeq names its product interleukin cytokine-related protein 17.1-like. Gene Ontology annotation, cellular component: extracellular region. NCBI's taxonomy places the organism in Eukaryota, Metazoa, Arthropoda, Arachnida, Ixodida, Ixodidae. The record is from RefSeq and is a predicted model, not a curated record. Bases 230 to 643 code for a protein of 137 amino acids. Gene Ontology annotation, molecular function: cytokine activity. The transcript is spliced from 2 exons.